AUGUCCGAACUUUGCUUCAUAAUCAACUUUGCCACAUUCUGCACUGCCGUUUCUCCACUUCGUCAUUCUCUCCUCAAUCUCACCUCUUGUAGAGCACAGCUCGUGCUCUGCUCCUUCCAAGGUAAUGCGUUUCCCGCAGCACCGGAACUACCAUCGCUGCUGCCGAGCGUACCCAUCCGCAUCCCAGAGGCGGUCAGAUCCCGCCUUCCCCGGCCGCACCUCUUUGGGAACAAGUACGACCUUCCCCAGGCACACCUCUUUGCAGACAGAUCCCACAUACCCCGGCCAAACCUUCCCAGCGUGAGUCCGCAACGCCGCGUCACGACUGGCGCCGAUGGAGCAAGAAAACUGCUGCUGGAGGAGACCCCUUAUACCGAAGCUUAUAAUAGCGCGGAUGCGUACAGCGCGGCGGUGCUCGCGCUGACAGCAGCAGAGGUACCGGCGUCAGAAGUAGAUGGUAAUACGAUUGGGGGAAGCGACGAUGAUGAUGGUGGUGGUGAGACCAUGCGCCACACUUCGACUGGCGGAGAGGACGGGGAAGUGGACGGGGGAGGCGACGGCGGAGGGGGCGGGGGAGGGGGCGUGGGAGCCGUCGGCGGUGGGGGCGGGGGAGGGAAUGGGGGAGGGGACGAGGGAGGAAGCUCUGAGUGGCCGUCACUCGCGGAGGGGGGUCAGGAGGUCGAUGGUAGCGAGGGGAGCGCGGAGAGUCGCCAGCCUGCCACGUGGUGCGACAACGAAGCGUGCUUACGUGGCGCGCUGCUGGAUCUCGCGCCCACCGUCUACCUCACGCGCCACCUGUACCUGACCAAUGGCGAGCUGCCAGCUGUCAGACACGCGGUGGCCGUGACGGGCUUGUGUUCGUCCGAUCAGUGCACGAUCGACGGCCAGGGGCAGUCCAGGAUUUUCACUGUCCGGGCAGGCGGUUACCUGGCACUCCAAAACAUCGCUCUACUGCACGGGUUCGCCCCGCGGGGCAAGUUCGGCGGGGCAAUUUUCGUUUCCGGGCUGCCCGACUCAUCGCCUUCACCACUGGAGAAUCUGCCCGGGGCCUACCUCUCCGCUAUAAGCACGAGUUUCUUUAACAACAGCGGGGGUAGCGGAGGUGGGGCGGUGGCUAUAGGGAGCAAUGCGGCGGCGUUUUUCCAUGGUGCCAAUUUCGCAUUUAACUCCGUUUUCAUGGACGCUACUAACAAGCACCGGAGCAGGGGAGGGGCCAUGUACCUGGGAGAACAGGCCGACAGGAGCAUCAAACCCAGAGCAGCCAAGCAGAGCCACAAUGGGACCACGCCUUCCAAGUCUACUGGGAGCAAAGCAGUGGCGUGUUCCCGAUCCGCUCUCCCUCCCUGUGUGACUGUGCUCGACUCGCUGUUUGUUGCCAACUCGGCUGCUGUCGGGGGAGCCGUGUUCGUGGAUGGGAGUGACCCUGCCUGCCACAACACCACAGCAUCCCAGCAGGAUGAUACCGCACUGGGGGCGUCGCUGCACAUGAGCAACGGGCUGUUAGAGGCCAACAGGGCUGCUGUCGAUGGGGGAGCAGCGGCUGUGGGGUCUCACGGGCGACUUGGGGGGCAAGCUUCAUUCUCCACCGUCCGAUUCAAUAAGAAUUCCGCACGGAGGGAUGGAGGAGCGCUGUUCGUGGGGGGGGGCCGUCCCGACCAUGCCGGCAGCACAGUCACUGUCUAUGAUGCGGCGUUCCUCAGCAACACUGCUGGUAACCCUGUUACCAAGCCUGUUUCCAGAAAAUCUGGGCAUCCAAAAACAGGAAACCUGCAGGGCGGUGCUGACAUGGCAGUGAGGCGAUGGGCGUCCGCUCACAUCCAUCACAGUACCUUCCAGGAAGCUUCCUCGCUGGUCACCCAAUCAGCCUCCUCUCCUCCCUCCUCGCACCCCUCCUCCACCACCUCCUCCUCCUCUGUACCCCAUAAUUUCCCCUCUUCAUCCUCCCCCACCAACCCCCUUCUCUGUGUGGGUUCGUGCAUCAUCUGCCAAAACACCACCACUCCAGAUACCCCUCGUGCAAGAGGCAACGUGACUAUAUCCAACUCAGCUGAUUGCCUCCGCACCCCUCCACCCUUCACCUGCCCUUUCCUUCCCACCUACCUCAAGGCUAUUCCUCCCCAAUCUGCAUCAGCAUCAGCACCAGCACCAGCAUCAGCAGCUGCUGCUGCAGUAUCUCCUACCACACCUCGUCCCCUCUCCACCAUCUCCUCCCUCCCUGCUUCUGCCCCUACACCUGCCACUGCCACUGCCCCUGCUGCUACACCUGCCUCUUCUGGUCAUGCCACUGCCACUGCCCCUUCCCCCACUCCCACGCCAACCACUCCGGUCUCUGACUGUGCCUGCCCCCAACCGGAAGUGACACCGUCCUCCACCCCUUCCACCUCCUUUCCCUCUCCACCCGCCUUACCUCCUCCCUGCGCUCGUCACCUGCGGGAGAAGCUUUCAAAGGAGCCUCAACCACCAAGGUGA
Closterium sp. Naga37s-1 is the source of this 2469-nucleotide messenger RNA. NCBI's taxonomy places the organism in Eukaryota, Viridiplantae, Streptophyta, Zygnematophyceae, Desmidiales, Closteriaceae. The record is from the annotation of a GenBank genome assembly.